Messenger RNA from Anopheles coustani, 5456 nucleotides. RefSeq names its product exportin-4-like. The transcript is spliced from 5 exons. Gene Ontology annotation, biological process: protein export from nucleus. Gene Ontology annotation, cellular component: nuclear pore; cytoplasm. The record is from RefSeq and is a predicted model, not a curated record. NCBI's taxonomy places the organism in Eukaryota, Metazoa, Arthropoda, Insecta, Diptera, Culicidae. Gene Ontology annotation, molecular function: nuclear export signal receptor activity; small GTPase binding. The coding region runs from base 479 to 3880 and encodes 1133 amino acids.
AAAAAAGCAAUCUAGGCGGCAGUAGGAUCGAAUGGUUGUUGCUAAAAGUGUUGUCGCCGGUUCGUAAAGCAGCGACGUGUUAUCAUAUCCCCCGGGGGAGACGGUGUAAAUAGCGUGGAAAAUCAUUAACGGAGCGUACGGUUUGCUCCGCAUGUGGAGUUUCGUUUGGUCCGCUGAACCAUGAGGUGUGUUUAGUCGAAGAAAAUCCGGUUCAACAAUAGGACGAUAAAAUCAUACUCUACGCAAUACGCAGGAAGAUCGUUUGUUUUUCCAUAUCGUUCCGUGCGAGACAAGUGUUUUGCCAAUUUGUCUGAGCGGGUUGUGUGUAAAAGUGGUAGUAGUUCCGGUGUCAAAUUUUCCUUUCAUGCGUACUUGCAAAACAUAAUCAAGGGCAGUCAACGAUCCACACCUUCUUCCCCGAGUGGAAAUCUGUUUUCCGAUCUGAAUGCAAGCAUAACAACAACAAUCACACAGCAAUAUGGAUGAAACAUAUCUGAAGGAUCUUGAAACGGCAGCCCACAUCAUCAUGGCACCGCCGAAUUCCAUAACAAACCAGCAACGACAGGAAUCGGAAGCGAUUUUCACCACCUUCCGUAGAACAAAGACGCCCUAUGCACUGUGUCAAGCGAUACUGGAGAAGUCGGCGGUCGAUUUGGUCCUGUUCGAGGCGGCGGACGUCUUGAAAAAGGCCAUCGUUGGGGAAUGGAAAUUCAUUGCUGAGCAGGAUCGAGCCUCGCUGCGCCAGUACCUGUUGAACUACGUUAUCCAGCGUAACGUGCCGGUGUUUAUCCGCGACAAACUGCUGCAGGUCGUGGCAAUUAUGAUCAAGCGCACCAGCCUCGAAGACCAUGGGGCCGAGCGGGGCCAAAUAAUCGAAGAAACGAAAAAGAUGCUCAACUCAGGUGACCUGAAGCAGCAGAUUCUAAGUUGCAGCAUUAUGCUGGCGAUCCUGGAGGAGUACUGCAACAUUGUUCGUUCCGACGACACGGGACUCAACACGUUGGAACAUUUCAAAGCAAAGAAGCAAUUUGAGGAUUCAGAUUUGCUGCAAACGUUCGUCAUGACGCUGCAGGCCAUGGCAGAGAUAGUGAACGGAUUCGAUACGACCAACCAGAUGCAAAUGUAUUUCUUCAAGCAACUGCUCACCGUUAUGGAGACCGUAUUGACGUGGGGCUUUUUGUUGCCCAAUUUACGAAACUACCGAAUGAGACACUCGCUGUCGAAGAGUAUCAUCGAUACGUCGGAAACGGUCACCAAAGCGGUCCAUGCGCCCCCACUCCGGCUGCAGUCGCAAUGGAAAAAUGUUAUAUUUGAUGCGAAAGUGUUGGAAGUGUUCUUUCACACCUACUGGAAGACGCGCGAAAUCGAAGACCUGCAGCCGAAGGCGUUGACGUGUAUUCUCCAGCUGUCCACGUUACGGGGCCCCAUCAUAACGGAAAACGUGGAAGAAAGUAUGUCCUACUUGGCAAACUACUUGACACACUUUCUUUCUCUGCUAAACAACAUCGAAAUAAAGGACAAAGAGGCGUACAGCUUUUCCUUGAUCCUCCGUAAGCUGCUUCAAUUCCUGCCCACCGGAAUGUUGCAGAUGCUACCGAACUCACUGUUCGAUGCGUCGAUUCAACUGUGCUUCACUAUGACCAUGAAGUUUUUGGAGCAAUCGGCGGCUGAAGAAUCGGCCGCACCGGACGAAGCGUUUUACAUCGAUGCCCUGAGCAAUAUGUUCACCAUCUGGCUUUCGUUUGUCGAGGACAGAAAAAACUUCCCGAUCGAACCGAUGCUGCCGUACAUUACGCAAAUGUUCGAGAAGUACGUUCAGUGUCAUCUGUCUCCACCGCAGGGAAUCCGUGGCGCCGGUGGUCGCGACGGUGAUGGGGGAGAGAAUGAAAUAACCGAUAUCGAAGAGUCGGACCGGGAUCGCUUCACGGAGCAGCUGAAGAUGGUUGGAUUCCUCGGGCGACAAAUUUUGCUUCACGCCCUUGGUUUGUUGGCCAAGCUAUUGGAAGAUCGAACGCGUAAGCUCGGAACCCAUUUGCAUAUGUUACACGCUUCGAAAUCACUCUCUAUCUCCGACGGAAUGAGCUUGGAAAACCUGUUCGAGGAUAUCCAUUGGUUGCUGCUGAUCAGUGGGCAUGUGAUGGCGCUUGCGUCAGAUGGCGAAACUCCUCUGGUUCCGGAGGCAAUUAUUACUGUCUGCAAACGGCAGGCCGAGUCGGGUGUGACCGACGUAUCGAACAGUUUAAAAUUGCUCGCCUCACCGAACCAGGACAUUCAGGAGAUUCCGAACGCGGAAUCGAAUGUCGAUCCGGUAAUCAGACUGAUGGCGGCCGGCUUUAGACUGUGCGAGCUGGAGAAGAGUGCCAUCGAGGUGCGCAUGUAUCAGUUCCUUAGCCCGCAGCUCAGCGCAACGCUGAUGUGGUACCUGCGGCACUGGUGCAGCUCUUACGUAAUGGCACCGUACGAACCUUCCUCGAACCAUAUCUUCGCCACAGCGUUCGGCGUCGGCACGGGUGGCGCAUCGUGGGUAUUAAAUUAUUUACUGAACAAAAUCUGUUUAAAUGCACAACAUCUGCGCGGUGAACCGACCGUCAUGGAGGAGACGGUCGAGCUGCUGCUGGAACUUCAACGGAAUCGGUUCCGGGCGCAGACAAUUUUCAACUCGGAGUACUUCCGCUCGAUUUGCGACCUUAAGGGGUUCGAUCUUCCUAUGACGGUGAAGCGAAAGCUACUGCGUGGCUUCGUUACGAUCGGCUGCAGCGUGGAGGCAGAAGAAAUGCGUGGCGAGUACAUGACGCGCAUCAUCGAGGCAACGAAGGAGAAGUUUAAUCUGCUCCAGGCAACCUUCCAACGGCAGGCGCACGUACAUCAGAACGAACAGUUUAAGCAGAAGGUUAUUGAAGUGCUGGAAGAAACGAUCGGCUGCGUGCAGGGGGCACUUGACAAUAUGAUCAUUAUAUUGUUCAACGAAAUUCAACCGAUUUGCAAGCAUUUGGCAACAUUUAUGUCGGUCUAUAAAAAUGACACAGUGAUUGUUGAGCUUGUGCUGGAGCUUUUGACGGAGCUGGAAAAAUCGGCCGAUGUAAAGACGGUUCGAGUCGCCGUCCACCAGUACACUAUGGAUGUGUUUGCCGUUUAUGUUAAAAACAAUACAAACCGCAUCUCGCUCGAUCCCACGAACAACGAGCGCGACCCACAGGAUCUGAUUCUCAUUCUGAAGCUUAUUCACGGGCUCAGCUCGUGGAGGGUCGGAAACGACGAGGAAACGAUGCAGCAAGCGUCGGAUGUUAUUAUCUACGGACUGACAAGCAUUGUUCCGCUGAUUACGGCCGAUUUGAUACGCUACCCGGAACUUUGCUACCAGUACUACAUCACAAUUACUAACUUUGUGGACAACAGACCUUACGUGGUCCCAGCGUUACAUCCCGACUUCCUAAAACAGCUUGCUGCAUCGGUCGAGCUUGGGCUGACGUCGUUCACCUCCGAGGUAGAGCAAAAGUGUGUUGAGUUUAUCGAAGUGUUUGCACAGGCCGUCCGCUGCCAUCAAAACCCGGAAUCGCUAGUCUCGCAGUUGCUGCAAUCCUUCCUCAAGCUGAUGCUCGACAUGACGCUCGGUCAGAAGAUCGACUGGAGCAACACCAACGACUGGUACAAGGCGAUGUACACGGUGAUCUGCUGCUUCCCGCAGACGUUCAAGGAUAUGAUCCAGCUGUUCCUGCAGGAGCACAUGGACAACAGCACCGACAAGACGAAGGAAAUGAUCAACGAAAGCCUGAUGCGGUUGGACCAGAUCGAGUUCAACAACGUGCGUUUGAUGAAGCUCCGCUUCGUCGAUUGGUACGAUCGAUUUGUUUCGCUGGUAAGCCUUAUGUAUAAGAAGUAGAACCUUCCUAAUAGAAAGUGCUAUCGGAAUUUUGUUCGCGGAUCGAUACUAUCAGGCGGAUGAUUUAAAAGUGUUUGUCGAUUGUCGGUAGUGGAAGUCUAACACCAAUCUCAGCGUACGGAAAGAUAAGGUCCCUUGACCUAAGCCCCGCAGUCAGUUAGCCGUUUUCAUUUGAGUUUUGUUUUUGAUAAAUCACAACUUUUGUUAGCAUGUGGUAAUGUGGUUUCGCGGUUUUUUACAAUAUAAUUAUGCUCUAAGGUGUCAUACUUUAAAAUUCCUUACUUUACAUGUGACCAGUUGAAUGUUGACUUGCUAUGGUCCACUAGAAAACACCCGCUAUUUGACAACGUAUAUAGAGAGAGAUUUACAAACUCGUAAUGUGUAAGAAUGGUGAGAAAUGAAUCAACAAGCACAACACAAAUUAUGGUGAUCAAAAUACUAAAUGCAAUCCUGCGGGAGAAAGUUUGGGCAUUAAUGGAAUAGAUAGGGGAAAUAUAUACUUAAAACUUAAAAGGAUAGCUAGGGGCUUACUUCAAAUGUACAAUGGCUAACAACCUGCACGCGCGUACGGAUGUGGACGGGAUGCAACCAAACGAAAGCAUAGCUAAGAAGAUGGCGAAGUACUGUUUGAUAUUCUGCUACACGCAACAUUGGAAUUCUAUAAAAGUGAUACCGUCUUUUACAAAGAAAAUCGCACACUUGCACACUCUACCUUUUUAUUUAGCUAGAAUGUAGAAAACGUUUCGAAAUCUGCACCUAUUCCUGCAAAGUGACGCACAGUAGCGACUCGAAGGUGCGCGGGAAGCGUGAAAGUGAUUAACUAGAGCUAUAACAAAAAGGGAGGAGAGAAUCCAAAGUAUCGUGAAUUGUAAUUGUUUUUUUUUUCUUUGCAAUCCCAAAUAUGUAAGAAGGAUAUAGGGAAAAAAUAUUACACCAAACUGAAAUCAAACUAAGCAAGUAUUUGAAGGAGCACUUCUUGGAUCCAUUACUAACCUUCGGUUUGUCCACUAUUUCGAUGCGUGAUUGUAGAUACGUUGAUUAUUUAAAGAAUCCUUUCCACAACCACAACUUUGAUAUACUAACCAACGAGCGGUCGGGCGGUCGGAAUGGAGAGAUAUAUUUGUUUAUUGUUAUCCUUCCUUUGUAUUCUUUCCUACACCGUUCCAGUAGUAUCUGUUGGGAAUCGUAUCGGCAGUUAGUUAGCUAGACGAAUCUGCCCAGCUUUUACGUGAUAUCUGCGUGAUACUUGACUAUGAUGUGUGCGUGACGGACGAAAAUUCAAACGAGGUUUAAUCGAACCUAUUUUUAUGACGAUAUCAUUUUGUAAAGCAGGAAGCAGGAAAUAAUUGUCUGAAUCGAAGGGCGAAACCGAGCGAAAGCAGCAACGACGAAACCGAUAGGAGGACGUGGAGCUAUUGUUUUAUAUGCCAACUUAUUACGCAUUGCGACAACUCUUGUGCUCUGCAGUGUCCAGAUUAUAGCUAGAUUUGAUACGAUAUGAGAUCAUUUUACGGAUCCGUCUCUUAACAAUUUGAGACUCAAAAUGAAACGUAAAACAAGCGCGGUUUUUAAAGUU